UGUUGAUCAACUUUUGUGUCUCCAUCUUCUGUUAAAGUGAGUUGUUUAGAUUCGAGUGCCAUCUACACCCUUUUCUUGUUAUUCUUUCAUUUGUUUACUUAUUCAGUUUCCUAUUUGUUUGAUUGUUUACUGUUGAUUAAUUGUUGAAACUCCAUUAAAAUGGCUGUGCCUUCAAGUGAAGCUGAAUUCGGUGAUGAGGAUUUACUUACAGUUCGGGAAAUUGAUCUGAGAAAUGUGAAAAGAGAAGAGGCCUUAGUGCGAUGUGUCAAUUCAUCGUCUAAAAGUAUUAUAGGAAUUGAGUUUCCAAUCACUGAUGAAGCGGUUGAUGGGCUAUUCAAAUUAAAAGAAGAAUCAAUCGGAUUUGUUGAAUUAUCUAUCGAUUUGAGCAAAGAGAUGAUCCAACUUGAAUCUACUCAGUCUAUUAGUGAAUUCGAUGUGAAAACUCUGGGAUCACGAAUGCCAACCAAGAAUCCGAGGUACAUCAUUUUUAUUUAUCCUCAUCAACAUGGUAACGUUUUCCUGAAAAGUGUCAUCUUUGUCUAUUGGGUUCCAGCGAGUGGCUGUCCAGUGAAAGAGAAGAUGCUUUACUCAACAUGUAAACUUCCCUUAUUAGCUGCAUUGCAGGAUAAGAAUAAGUUUGGAAUCGAGAUCGCCAAGAGAUUGGAAAUCGACGAUAUUGAUGAACUAAGUGAAAACAAUCUACUCGAUGAACUCCACCCCAUAACUAAUCCCGGUGCCUCUAAUCCAACAGGAACAAUGUUUGCCAAGCCUCAAGGACCAGCAGGGAAAAGAGGAGCUAAACGAUUAAUCAGAUCAGGAAAUGAUUCAUAACCGAUAAUCAGUUUUCCUUUCAUAGUCAUUUCUGUUUUAAUUACCCUAUUUAAACCUUUUACCUUAUCUAAAAAUCUCAGUUUUCAAAAUCAUAACUUUUACAGAUUAUAUAUUAAUUUAAUUCACUAAUAAUUUUGAAUUGAUAAUGAAAACAUAAAAUGGUGAAAAAAUUGUCACGAUUUUACUGUUACAAUUUCAAUCAAAGAAAUAACAUUAUCAAUUUUAACAUAAA
Molecule: messenger RNA, 1063 nt
Organism: Panonychus citri (citrus red mite)
Lineage: Eukaryota; Metazoa; Arthropoda; Arachnida; Trombidiformes; Tetranychidae
Product: twinfilin-2-like
Exons: 1
Coding region: 160-831 (223 amino acids)
Biological process (GO): barbed-end actin filament capping; actin filament depolymerization; positive regulation of neuron projection development
Cellular component (GO): actin filament; myofibril; cytoplasm
Molecular function (GO): actin monomer binding; actin filament binding
Source: RefSeq, a predicted model, not a curated record